Varanus komodoensis (Komodo dragon) is the source of this 2058-nucleotide messenger RNA. Its product is annotated as phospholipid scramblase 2-like. Gene Ontology annotation, molecular function: phospholipid scramblase activity. The record is from RefSeq and is a predicted model, not a curated record. Gene Ontology annotation, biological process: plasma membrane phospholipid scrambling. The transcript has 9 exons. Bases 103 to 1047 code for a protein of 314 amino acids. Gene Ontology annotation, cellular component: plasma membrane. NCBI's taxonomy places the organism in Eukaryota, Metazoa, Chordata, Lepidosauria, Squamata, Varanidae.
ACUUAGGCGAGCGGAGCAGCCCGCCCCAGCAGGCACGCCGAGCAGAACCUCGCGGCGCACGGAGGGCUCUCCCAGAAGCAAUUGGACACAGGCUCAUAAAAAAUGGCAUCAAAUAAACUUGAAUCUGUACCACCGGCUCCUGGAUACCCUGGGUCUGGAUAUCCUGGGCAACAGGCACAGUAUGGCUACCCUCAGUAUGCACCUGGCCCAGUUCAGUAUGCUCCCGGACCAGGUGCCCUAGUUGCUCCUGGACAGCCUCCCUAUGCAUAUCAAGGCUACCCAGGAACCUAUGGGGCUCCCCCAGUCCAUGGUCAGCCUAACGCAGCUCCUGGUAUCAUGUGGAUGCCAGCCCCACCUCCGGUUCCCAACUGCCCUCCUGGAUUGGAAUAUUUAAGCCAGAUUGAUCAGAUAUUAAUUCAUCAACAGAUUGAACUUCUAGAAGUAAUAACUGGCUUUGAAACUUGCAACAAAUAUGAAAUAAAGAACAGUUUGGGGCAAAGAGUGUACUUUGCAGCUGAGGUAAAUGAUUGCUGCACGCUAAACUGUUGUGGGCCUUCGCGGCCAUUUACAAUGAAAAUUGUGGACAACUUGGGCCAAGAAGUCAUAGAGCUUAUACGACCUCUCAGAUGUGCCCAUUGCUGCUGCCCUUGCUGCUUACAAGAGCUUGAAGUUCAUGCCCCACCAGGCAGACCAGUUGGAUAUAUCAAACAGCUCUGGGAUCCCUGUCUCCCUAAAUUUGCUAUCAGAAAUGAAGCCCAAGAAGACAUAUUUAAAAUUGUUGGGCCUUGCAUAGUCUGUAGCUGCUGUGAAGAUAUUAAUUUUGAGGUGAAGUCCAUAGAUGAGAAGAACGUAGUUGGAAGAAUUUCUAAGCAGUGGACUGGCUUUGUGAGGGAGGCCUUUACAGAUGCUGACAACUUUGGCAUCCAGUUUCCAGGAGAUCUUGACGUAAAAAUGAAAGCUGUUAUGCUUGGUGCUUGCUUCCUCAUAGAUUUUAUGUUUUUUGAACACUCAGGACAAAAUCGGCGUCAAGGAAUUGGGGUCUGGUAACAGAGCUCACGUCUGCAUUAUAAAUCCUUCAAAGAAAAUCAUCAUACUACUUCUAUUCUUGCUUGGAGUGGCUUAUACAAAAGAUAUUUUUGGAACAAUGUCUGCUCCCGUCACACUUAGACUGCUGGAAAUCUCCCAUUUAUGGGGAGGCUGCUCUAGGAUUAAAGUGGAUAUUAAUUUUACUUUAUUAUUUGUGAUAUAUUAAAUAUAUAUAGGGCUGCCUUAAGUGCCAUUUUUCUUGAUAGAAAGGCAAAUCAAAAGGAUCAAAACAAGUCACAGUGCAUAAAUAAGACAAGAUCCUUCCCAAAGCACAGUGCUUGGAGUCAGGUGGCAAGCAGGGAAAUGAAAAAGUUUAAGAAAUCAAGAACACUGUGCCUUAAAAUGCUUGUUUUUUUAAUGUAAAUACAAAAUGAAGCAAACUUAGAAGAUAAUACUUUUGGAGUUUUAGCAUUGUGUUUAUGACAUGUCUAUGUUCAACUAUAAUGGUCAUCUAUGUGGGAUUUAUUUAUUCUGUGUUGUCCUGAUCCCCAUCCCCAAAUAAGGGGAACCAAAUAAAAUGCCAAUCACAAUUAUGUCAUUGGUGUGUGAUGGAAGGCUUGAAUCUCUUUAUAUUAAAAUGAUCAACAAAAGGAAUUGGGUGGAGGAGUAUAAGGCCAAUGGAAGCAGAAAAUCCCUCUGUCCAGCAUUGGAUACAAUCCACUUUAUAUCAACUUUUAUGAAGUCCAGUCUUCCACCCAGUAGGAAGUACCCUGGCACUAUGAUGACAUCAGACAUGGAUGAGGGGGAGUAAGACAGAGUCUCAGUUGCUUUUGGGGGAAAAAUUAUUGUAGUCUGACAUGUUUCAGAAAAUAUGUUUUCUUUCAGGAACCAUUUGUCUUUGGCCAAAUGUAUGAGGAAAGCAACCUUCACCCAUUUGCUUAGUAUAAUCUAACAAAAGACAAGUGUCCUCUGACAAAGGGAUUUUUUUUCCCCAAAACAAUACAUGUUUUCUAUAAACACUUUAAAAAGAUU